Molecule: messenger RNA, 2460 nt
Organism: Myotis brandtii (Brandt's bat)
Lineage: Eukaryota; Metazoa; Chordata; Mammalia; Chiroptera; Vespertilionidae
Gene: ADAM7
Product: ADAM metallopeptidase domain 7
Exons: 21
Coding region: 1-2460 (819 amino acids)
Biological process (GO): proteolysis
Cellular component (GO): plasma membrane
Molecular function (GO): metalloendopeptidase activity
Source: RefSeq, a predicted model, not a curated record
AUGAUUGAGGACUUUUGUCAGAGUGGAGUGGUGGAGGAGAUGAAAGAAAAGGCAGUCCGUGGAGUAGAGGGUCAAGAACUGGUUUAUCCUAAAAGGCUUCCUGUGAUACAGAAGCGAGAUGUUUGGCACACUCAUGAUUAUGACCUACAGGAAACUUAUGACAACGAAUUGUUAUAUGAAAUAAGUCUAAGUAAAAAAACCUUCAUACUUCACCUUGUAAGAUCAAGGGAGUUCCUGGCCUUGAAUUAUAGUGAAACGUACUACUCCAUAAACGGAGAGGAAGUCACCAGCCAUCCUCAGGUUAAGGAUCACUGUUUUUACCAAGGAUCCAUUAUACAUGAAUAUGAUUCUGCUGCCAGUAUCAGCACAUGUAACGGUCUCAGGGGAUUCUUCAGGGUAUAUAACCAAAGGUACCUCAUUGAACCAGUGAAAUAUUCAGAUGAGGGAGAACAUUUAGUAUUCAACUAUAACCCAAAAAUGCAGUAUCCUACCAAUUAUUCUUGUACAGAGCUUAAUUUUAAAAGGACAACUGCUCCAAACAAUAAUUCUAAAUUGAUGGAAGGCUCCAACAUGGAAGUCACCCAUAUAGAAAACUAUGUUGAACUGUUUGUUGUUGCUGAUGGUAACGUGUAUCGCAGGAAUAAUUAUCCUCACAAUAAACUGAGAAACCGAAUUUGGGGAAUGGUCAAUUUUGUCAACAUGAUUUAUAAAACUCUUGACAUUCAUGUUACAUUGGUUGGCCUUGAGAUGUGGACAAGUGGAGAUAAAAUAAAAAUUGAUUCCAAUAUGGAAACAACUUUAUCGCGUUUUUCAGCUUGGCAACAGGCAGUGCUUAAAAAAAAGAAGAAUUAUGAUCAUGUUUUGUUACUCAGUGGGAAGUGGCUUUAUACCAAUGCACAAGGAAUUUCUUAUCCAGGGGGUAUGUGCCUGCCCUAUUAUUCCUGCAGUGUCGUCAAGGAUCUUUUACCUGACCUUAAUGUGAUUGCAAGCCGAAUGGCCCAUCAGCUGGGGCAUAACCUUGGGAUGCAGCAUGACGAUUACCCAUGUACCUGCACGCUGGGAACAUGUGUGAUGGAUAAAGGUGGAAGCAUUCCUGCACUAAAAUUCAGUAAAUGCAACAGAAUACAGUAUGAGAAAUUCCUGAAAGAUUAUGAGCCAGCAUGCAUGUUUAAUGUUCCAUUUAUUGAUAACUCAAAUGAUUCUCCAUCUUGUGGAAACAAGAACUUGGAUGAGGGAGAAGAAUGUGAUUGUGGCCCUGCUCAGGAGUGCACUAAUCCUUGCUGUGAUGCCAACAAGUGUCUGUUGAAGCCAGGAUUUACUUGUGCAGAAGGAGAAUGCUGUGAAUCUUGUCAAAUGAAAAAAGCAGGGUCCUUAUGCAGACCAGCAAAAGAUGAAUGUGAUUUUCCUGAAGCGUGUACGGGCCACUCCUCUGCGUGUCCGCAGGACCAAUUCCAAGCCAAUGGAACUCCUUGCAAGAAUGCAAAAGGCUACUGCUUCCUGGGGAGAUGUCCCACCCGGGACGACCAGUGCUCCGAAUUGUUUGAUCAUGAAGCAAAAGGAAGUCCUGAUAUCUGCUACAUCAUGAAUAAAAAGGGAGAUAAAUUCGGAUACUGCAAAAGCAAGAAAAGCAAAUUAAUUCCCUGUGAAGACAAAGACAUCAAAUGUGGAAAGAUAUACUGCACCGGAGGACAGCACUCAUCUUUCCUUGGAGAAGAAAAGAUCUAUCAUAUGAAGGUUCCAAAGAAGAAUGUCACCACUGACUGCAAAACCUUUUAUUUAUACCACAAUCCUAGAGACGUGGGCCUGGUUGCUCCUGGAACAAAAUGCGGAGAUGGAAUGGUGGAUGGCAGUGAGCUCCAGUGCCAAUGUGAGGAAGAAGAGAUAAUUGUGGAAUGGGAAGAAUCCUUAAAUGUUACCAAUAUCUCCAUCCUGGUUGUAGUCCUUGUCCUGGGUAUCAUCGGUAUUGGGGGAAUCGCAUUUUUAAUUCGCUACCUAAACUGUAUUAAAUUGAAGCAAGUUCAGAGCCCACCUCAAGAUAGACUGGGAGUGGAGAAUAAAGGAUACUUUGGUGAUGAGCUGCAAACCAGGACUGAGCCAAUCUUACCUGAUAUUCAUCCCCUACAUAAACCUGCAAGUAGAGAGUUAAGAGGACUUGAAGAUUCCAAUCCACAUGCCAAAAUGCUCUUGGCCUAUCAUGUGAAAAUUCAGCUUCGUGCCAAUUUCGAUGGCACCAAAGAAGUCCAUGAGGAAACUGGCUGGCACCCUUACAUAGAGUCAAGAAUUGUUCCUACUUCACCAAGCUCAGAGUCUGUUCUAUUUGUAGUUAUUCACAUUCAGUUGUCAAUUGACCUGCAGUUUUGCACUAAUGUCAAUCAUCAGUUUCUAGACCACAGGCUGGGCUUCGGUCUCUGGUUCCUGAAGGGCACCCCAGGUCCUAAUGGCAUUGGAAAUUGGAGCUAA